Phragmites australis (common reed) is the source of this 1263-nucleotide messenger RNA. RefSeq lists its product as uncharacterized. The coding region runs from base 46 to 801 and encodes 251 amino acids. Lineage: Eukaryota; Viridiplantae; Streptophyta; Magnoliopsida; Poales; Poaceae. The transcript has 4 exons. The record is from RefSeq and is a predicted model, not a curated record.
CGUUCCCUCAAAGCCCUUAAGGCCGCCGACCCCACCACCCGGUGAAUGGACGCGAUGCUUCCGGCGCUGCGGCCUCGCCGCCAGCUCCCAGUCGCGCACCUCCGCCGCCUCCUCUCCUCCUCCUCUACCGCCGGCGAGGGAGAUCCCUCGGUCGACGCCGCAGCGGCGGCCGCGGCGAAGGCUCGGGUGGAGGCGGUGGCGCGGGCGCGGAUGGAGGCGUACAAGCAGGUGCAGAACUUCGACUGGAGCAGCGGCGCCGACUGGAAGACCGCCGCCAACAUCCUCUUCACCGUGCCACCCAAGCGCAAGGAGUUCGGGCUUGAUUUCCACCUUGUGCAGCUCUUCUUUGUCUGCAUGCCCUCGCUAGCUGUGUAUUUAGUGGCCCAAUAUGCACGAAAGGAGAUCAAAAGGAUGGAAGCGGAAGCAGAAGAGAAAAGGAAAAAAGACGAGGAAUUUGAGAAACAAAAGCAGCUUGAGGAGGAAUCUUCUAAGGAGAAUGCUGAUUCAAAGCUUUCAAAGGUAUUAGUCAGGUUAGAUACGCUCGAGGGGGUUGUUAAGGAAAUCGUGGAUGACAAAACAAAAGUUUCCUCUGCUGAUUUACACACAAAAGAGGAGGUUAUGAAGAAAGGUGAAGCAUCCCUGGGAAAUGCUUCUGAUUUGAAAGGCAGUGCAAGUGAUAGCCAGGCAGUGACAGUCAAGAGUAAGGAUACCAAUGGUGCUGCAAAUGCCCCCACAAAUACUACACAACCUAACAAUAAGGGGGAUGGAGACAAGGCAUACGGUGAUCAGCCGAAGAGAUAGGCCUUGGUUCUUUUUGUUGUUUAGAGCGAUCCUUGUAGGCAUCACCCCCCCCCCCCCCCGGCGAAGUGGUGAAUUUGUUUGCCGGGAUGCAAGAAAGUCAGUAGAUGUUUCUGGCAGGGUUCCUGUUGGACCCAUAUGGUUGUAUCCUCAUGAUCAAGUCCAUGGAAAGAUGUAUUGGCAACAUUUGUAUGUUUGUACCCCUGGUGUGGGGUGGGUCUUGGAAUGUUGGAAGGAGCUCAGUUAUUGUAGUUUGUAGCAAUGGCUGAACCCGUUUCACUGUACAUUGAGAUCUGUUGGUCAUGAUCAUGACUCAAGAUCUUUGUUCUUAGAUAGGCUAGCGUGUGAAACUAGGAAGAAGGAAAGGUGCCUAUCUGGUGUUGCAGCUUGUGAUGUUAAACCUUAGAAUUUUUUUUAUCUCUUUGACAUCUUUAUAUAUGCUCUGUCACCAGUAAGCUAUUUGAA